Molecule: messenger RNA, 837 nt
Organism: Ostreococcus tauri
Lineage: Eukaryota; Viridiplantae; Chlorophyta; Mamiellophyceae; Mamiellales; Bathycoccaceae
Product: G protein-coupled receptor GCR1 putative
Exons: 1
Coding region: 1-837 (278 amino acids)
Biological process (GO): adenylate cyclase-activating G protein-coupled receptor signaling pathway
Cellular component (GO): plasma membrane
Molecular function (GO): G protein-coupled receptor activity
Source: RefSeq, a predicted model, not a curated record
AUGGCGUACGACGUCCAGAUCUGGGGGAUCGUCGUCGCGUUGGCGCUCAUACCACUCGCGACGCGAACGUACGCAGACUCCCAACUCGGACGAUGCCAUAUCCGACGGAGUGCGGAUGCCGACGGCGGCGCUAAAGCGAUAAGAUUCGCGGUGUACUAUUUGCCGAUUUGGCUGUGCGUAGUUUACAAUUUAGUGUGCUGGUGGGAUAUCGCUCGCGCGAUGAGAGGCGCGCGGGCGCUCGAACGCGCGCUCGGAACCGAUCCUCGAGCGAGAGCCGCUACGACACGGUUGUUAACAUUCGCGCGCAGGCUAGCUCUGUAUCCGGCGGUACAAGUGUGCACAAACGUGCCAGGGACGGUUAUGCGAUUGAUUGAUUUAUUGACGAGCUCACGGUACUCACCGCCGCCGUGGCUGAUGGUUUCCCACGUCGCGGCGAAGACGUCGCAAGGACUUUUGCACGCAAUCGUCUUCGUGUACGCGCAUCCAGCGCGCCGAGAUCUCAUCAUUUCGUUCGCGAGAAGCAUGGGAGUCGCCAGAUUUUUACCCAUGACGUGGGGUGUAGAUUCGACCGGUUUCAGAGCGGCCGACGCGCAGGCUGGAGGUCAGCUCGUCGACGAUGUCGAUUUCGUGAGUGAGGGCGAAGAAGACACGGACGAUGGCUUCGUCGUCUUGUCCAACUCGACGGACGCGGGUGAGGAUCGCGAUGGAGUCAAUCGCAAGCUUAGUGUUGAAGAGGACGAAGACGUCAUGACCCAUGAUUUACGACCAGUGGUGUCUCAGCCAAACAUCGAGAUGUCGGCGAUGUUGAUUGACGACGUGCGCUCGGACGACGCGUAA